Micromonas pusilla CCMP1545 is the source of this 1439-nucleotide messenger RNA. Its product is annotated as g2-like myb family transcription factor. Gene Ontology annotation, molecular function: DNA-binding transcription factor activity; DNA binding. Bases 1 to 1284 code for a protein of 427 amino acids. The transcript has a single exon. The record is from RefSeq and is a predicted model, not a curated record. NCBI's taxonomy places the organism in Eukaryota, Viridiplantae, Chlorophyta, Mamiellophyceae, Mamiellales, Mamiellaceae.
AUGACACGUAUGAGUGGUAUCGAAGAUGAUUCUUUUUCAUAUUCUUUUUUGCUUAUUUCCGGCCAGCUCAGAGAUCCCACGCGCCUCACCCCCCGCCCGCAAACCUCGAGCGCUCCCUUGGGAGCGGGUGGAGGCGCCGCCGCCGCCUCCGGUAUGAACACUAGCGGCACGUUCUGGCCCUCCGAUUUAGAUUUAGAUUUGGAGAGCUCAGACUUCCUGGACAGUCUUCUUCUCGGCGGAGAGAUGAUGACGACCCAGCAACAACAUCAUCAUGCCGGCGACGAGCGCCUCGGGCACGGGCCCGUUCCACUCGGGGCACGCGCCGCUGGUGAAGAUCACGAUCCACGCGUCGUUCUCGCCGAACGCGACGCGGGAGAUGGUCUUCUUCCGCGUGCCCUUGCCGAUGAGCGACGUGAACCGGUCGCCCGCGCCGUCGUGGCAUCAAACAACAACAAACAGCGCCUGCGGUGGACGCCAGAGCUGCACAAGAUGUUCGUGGACGCGGUCAAGCGGCUGGGCGGCUUAGACCUCGCGACGCCGAAGGGAAUCAUGCAGCUGAUGGACGUGGAAGGGAUGAGCAUCCAACACGUCAAGAGCCACCUGCAGAAGUACCGCUUGCAAGACAGCGGGGGCGGCGCGAGCGAGUUCAGGGUGUCCCCGGACGCGUCGGCGUCGGGGAAACGCCCGCGGUCGGAAGAAGACGACGCCGGCGGCAACGGGAAAGACGGGAACAACAGUGCCGGAAAGACGCGGCGGCGGCCGUCGGCGGCGGAGCGGAGCGCCGCGCGUCUGCGCGCGGCGGAGGAAAAAGCGAGGGAAGAACGCGACGCCGCGCGGUCCAUGGCCGCCGCCGCCGCCGCCGCCGCCGCCGCCGCGGUAGAGAGGCAGAACGUCGAGCUCGCGCUCCUGACGGGCGACGCCGCGGGGGCACGCGACGCGUUGGAGAUGUCCUCCCACCACGCCGCGAGCCAUGUCGGCGGCGCGUACGACGACGUCUUGGACUUGGUCGCCGGCCCCGGCGAGAGCGGCGACGGCGACGGCGCGUGGGGGGACGUCCUCCACGACCACGCGAUCGUCGGCGCCGCGGGCGACGACGUCGGUUUAGUCGACGACGUCGGGAGCGAUCCGGAAGCUGCGGCGGCGAUGCUGAAGCAGCUCGAGCUGCAAAAGAAACUGCACGAGCACCUCAUGAGUCAACGCAGGCUCCAGCAGCAGGUGGAAGCGCACGGGGUGUACUUGGAGACGAUCCUAGAUCAACAGAAACGGCGGCGGGGAGUGGAGUAGUCGAGCUCCCGAAGCGACGCGAUAGCAAUAGCAGCGGCGUGGUCAUCGAUACGCGACGAGACGGCCAACGAUGACGUUUUCAAUAUUUGACGAAGACGACGUAAAACGAGUGACGAGACGUACAGUAGACGACAGGAUGAAAGUUUAUUUCGCGC